Pseudo-nitzschia multistriata is the source of this 2038-nucleotide messenger RNA. The record is from the annotation of a GenBank genome assembly. NCBI's taxonomy places the organism in Eukaryota, Bacillariophyta, Bacillariophyceae, Bacillariales, Bacillariaceae.
GGCAAUCAGAAAAGAUGCAUUGUCUGUUUUUGCAGCAAUCACAGUAAAGAUAAAAUGAAAAUGAAACGAUGAAGAAAAAAUGUUCCUGGAUUAAAUUGCAAUUGCAUCAUGUCUUCAAAACCUUCUUUUUCAUCUGCUCACAGCAAUAGCGACAAGAAAAGAUCCGACAGCGCUGUCUGGAUGGAAGAAGAACGCUGUACAAAAUAUGAUACUAUCGUUGAUGAACAAGACUGGGCAAGGACGAUAGUGUCCGUCCCAAGCAGCACAGGCAACAUAAUUGAAGAUCUCCAGGGCGAUGAGGGCGUAUCUGUGUUCAGCAUAACUACAGACUUCGGUGGCGAGCAUGGUUCCAUUUCUAACGAAGUGGAUUUGGGUGAUGAUCUCGAUGAUAUUUUCGAUCCUACAAAAGAAACGUCUACAAUUGCCGACCAAAUCAAAGUCGACUUUACGGAUAGUGAUCCACUUCAUAACAACGCCCUUGUCGUGUUAGGGGACGAUUACGAUGCCAAUAUGACGACAGGCGACAACAAAAAUAGAACGCCUAAUCUAGUGACUAACACUCCAAUGAGGAGGCCGAAAACAUCAAAGAUCAACCCCAUGUCUGGACAAAAAGCGUUGACCGAUGACAAGCAAGAGUGGAGAAAUGAUAUUCUCUCGUCGUUUGCAAGAAUAGUGACACCGAAUAAGAGAAAACGAAAAGAGAAGCCGACGCUGAAGAGAAAAUACAAGAUAAAGUCCACGAUGGAAGACAAAAAGAGGUCUCCAAUUGAGAAGCCGCAUACAUACUCUCUGCGGAGGGGAUCAAUUACAAAUAAUAACGCCAAUGAAUACCUGACAAAUCCUCUUUUCCAAUCAAGUGGAAGUACUUCAGGUCAUAGGAAACGUCGGCUUCUUCAAGAAAUUGAAUCCUUCAACAAUCCAAGUCUGAAAUCCUUGAAUGGGGCUGGUUCAGUAUCUGUUCACGCCAAACCAAUGUUCGGAAAUCAAGGCCAGACGCUGCGAAAGACAGGAAACACGAAGUCAGCACUCUCACGACCUCUUGCGACUGGUGCAGUGGCAGUUUUGAAUACGAAGUAUCUGAUGAGAGGCACGAUGUCAUCGACGAAGCGAGUAUCGAAAGCGAAGCCAAAAAAGGAGACAAGCAAAAACCGGAAGGCGAGGAAUUCCUGCAGUAAUCAAAACCGAGAUACCACUACAAAUAUGUCGAUAAGGAUAGCAAAGAAUUUCCGUUUCAAACCGCAGGGAUGCGAAGGUCGUACAAAGUGGAAAACUUAUUUUGGGACGGUUGUCAGCAAACGAGGAGUCCAAAAAACUAAAUCCUACGUCUGGACUUUAUAUCAUGUCGUUUAUGAUGACGGUGAUGAAGAAGAUUUCAACUCAAGAGAGUUGAAACAGGCAUUGGAUCUGUACGAAGCUUCGAAGGAACUGGAUGGCGAGACUAAAUGCGAACCAUCACUGGAGCCUGAGGACGAACGAAAGAAUCCACAGAAUACCGAAGAGAUCCACCAAUUGCCGCAACUGUCAAACAAACGCAUAGAAGUCGUCCUCCACAAUCACGGACAAUCGACAACAAAGCAAGGAUCGUCGUUGCAAAAGGACUUAACACCUGCUAAUAGUUUCACUCGAAAUUCAGAGGCUGCAAAAAACAUGAAACUACAGAAAAGAGAAUGCACAGGUUGCGCCCAGGUGCAAAUCGACAUUAGUAAGAAAAGAAAACAUUUGAAUCAGCGACAAGAAAGACAGAAAUGUCAACGCUGUUAUUAUGACCUCACUCAAAGUCGUGAAGUCGUUGAUCUAUCGAAAGAGCAAGCAAGUGAUGACGAUUCAGUGCAAGUGCUAGACUUGAUAGACCUAUCUUAGUGCUAGUGAAUUGUAGCCACAAUUCAUGUUCAAAAUAGACCAAAACAAAUUAUGAAGUGUACAGUAAAAAGUUCUGAAUUCUGUAGUUUUUGAUGCAAAUAAUUCCAGAAUAUUGUGAAACACUAAAGAAAAAUAUUUCCACCAGAAUAUUGUGAAAAAUUAAAUGGACUUUUGAUAC